CCCCCGCCCCGACGCAGGAUUGGGGCGGGGCAGCCGCCCGCGGAUUCCCGAGCCCGCCGCCGCCGCCGCGCCCCAGAGACUGCGCCUGCGCGCCCCGCGACGUCGGCCCCGCGAUGACUGCCAGCUCAGUGGAGCAGCUGCGGAAGGAGGGCAACGAGUUGUUCAAGGGCGGGGACUACGAAGGCGCCCUGGCGGUCUACACCCAGGCCCUGGGUCUGGACGCGACGCCGCAGGACCAGGCCAUUCUGCACCGGAACCGGGCUGCCUGCCACCUCAAGCUGGAAGAUUAUGACAAAGCAGAAGCUGAGGCAUCCAAAGCCAUUGAAAAGGACGGUGGGGAUAUCAAAGCACUUUACCGACGCAGCCAAGCCCUAGAGAAACUGGGCCGCCUCGACCAGGCUGUCCUCGACCUGCAGAGAUGUGUGAGCCUGGAACCCAAGAACAAAGUUUUCCAGGAGGCCCUGCGAAAUAUCGGAGGCCAGAUUCAGGAGAAGGUACGGUACAUGUCUUCAACAGACGCCAAAGUGGAACAGAUGUUUCAGAUACUAUUGGACCCACAGGAGAAAGGCACCGAGAAAAAGCAAAAGGCUUCUCAGAACCUGGUGGUGCUGGCCCGGGAGGACGCUGGAGCUGAGAAGAUCUUCCGGAGCAAUGGGCUUGAGCUCUUGCAGCGCCUGCUGGAGACGGGAGAGACCGACCUGAUGCUCGCAGCUCUGCGCACGCUGGUCGGCAUUUGCUCCGAGCACCAGUCCCGGACAGUGGCGACCCUGAGCGUGCUGGGCACUCGGCGGGUGGUCUCCAUCCUGGGUGUGGAAAACCAGGCUGUGUCCCUGGCUGCCUGCCACCUGCUGCAGGUGAUGUUUGAUGCCCUCAAGGAAGGCGUCAAGAAAGGCUUCCGAGGCAAAGAGGGUGCCAUCAUUGUGGAUCCCGCCCGCGAGCUGAAGGUCCUCAUCAGUAACCUCUUGGAGCUCCUGACUGAGGUGGGGGUCUCCGGCCAAGGCCGAGACAAUGCUCUGGCCCUCCUGAUUAAGGUGGUGCCCCGGAAGUCUCUCAAGGACCCCAACAACAGCCUCACCCUGUGGGUCAUUGAUCAGGGCCUGACAAAGAUUCUGGAGGUGGGAGGCUCGGUGCCAAGCCCUGCUGGGGAGCCCACAGUGACGGCGAACAGCCGCAUGAGUGCCUCCGUCCUCCUCAACAAGCUCUUCGAUGACCUGAAGUGUGACGCCGAGAGGGAGAAUUUCCACCGACUCUGCGAAAACUACAUCAAGAGCUGGUUUGAGGGCCACGGGCUGGCCGGGAAGCUGAGGGCCAUCCAGACGGUGUCCUGCCUCCUGCAGGGCCCAUGUGAUGCCGGCAACCGGGCCCUGGAGCUGAGUGGCGUCAUGGAGAGCGUGAUUGCUCUGUGUGCCUCUGAGCAGGAGGACGAGCAGCUAGUGGCCGUGGAGGCCCUGAUCCAUGCGGCCGGCAAGGCCAAGCGGGCCUCCUUCAUCACUGCCAAUGGCGUCUCGCUGCUGAAGGACCUGUACAAGCGCAGCGAGCAGGACAGCAUCCGCAUCCGAGCCCUGGUGGGACUCUGUAAGCUCGGCUCAGCCGGAGGGACCGACUUUAGCAUGAAGCAGUUUGCUGAAGGCUCCACUCUCAAGCUGGCCAAGCAGUGUCGAAAGUGGCUGUGCAAUAACCAGAUGGACACAAGCACUCGGCGCUGGGCCGUGGAGGGCCUGGCCUACCUCACCUUCGAUGCUGACGUGAAGGAAGAGUUUGUGGAAGAUGAGGCUGCCCUGAAAGCUCUGUUCCGGCUUAGCAGGUCUGAGGAGAGGUCGGUGCUCUUCGCAGUGGCCUCAGCACUGGUGAACUGCACCAACAGCUACGACUAUGAGGAGCCCGACCCCAAGAUGGUGGAGCUGGCCAAGUAUGCCAAGCAGCACGUGCCUGAGCAGCACCCCAAGGACAAACCAAGUUUCGUGCGGGCUCGGGUGAAGAAGCUGCUGGCGGCCGGCGUGGUGUCCGCCAUGACGUGCAUGGUGAAGACCGAGAGCCCUGUGCUGACCAGUUCCUGCAGAGAGCUGCUCUCCAGGGUCUUCCUGGCUUUGGUGGAAGAGGUGGAGGACCGCGGCACGGUGGUUGCCCAGGGAGGAGGCAAGGCUCUGCUCCCACUGGCCCUGGAAAGCACUGAAGUGGGGCAGACAAAGGCAGCCCAGGCCCUCGCCAAGCUCACCAUCACCUCCAGCCCAGAGAUGACCUUUCCUGGCGAGCGGAUCUAUGAGGUGGUCCGGCCCCUGGUCUCCCUGUUGCACCUCAGCUGCUCGGGCCUGCAGAACUUCGAGGCCCUCAUGGCUCUGACAAACCUGGCAGGGAUCAGCGAGAGGCUCCGGCAGAAGAUCCUGAAAGAGAAGGCUGUGCCCAUGAUCGAGGGCUACAUGUUUGAGGAGCACGAGAUGAUCCGCCGGGCAGCCACGGAGUGCAUGUGUAACUUGGCCAUGAGCAAGGAGGUGCAGGACCUCUUUGAGGCCACGGGCAAUGACAGGCUGAAGCUGCUGGUGCUGUACAGCGGAGAGGACGACGAGCUGCUGCGGCGGGCGGCUGCGGGGGGCCUGGCCAUGCUCACCUCCGUGCGGCCCUCCCUCUGCCACCGCAUCCCUCAAGUGACCACACAUUGGCUGGAGAUCCUGCAGGCUCUGCUUCUGAGCUCCAACCAGGAGCUCCAGCACCGGGGCGCUGUGGUGGUACUGAACAUGGUGGAGGCCUCAAGAGAGAUCGCCAGCACCCUGAUGGAAAGCGAGGUGCUGGAGAUCCUGUCCGUGCUGGCUAAGGGCAAGGAGAGUCCCGUCGCAAGGGCUGCCGCAGCCUGCCUGGGGAAAGCCACGGACUACGGGCUUAUCAGACCCAACCAGGAUGGGGAAUGAGCGGCUUGCCCCCUGCACGCGCCACCAGCUGCAGCGCCAGGAGCAAGGACAGACAGCCUUGGCUGCUGGGGGCCAAACACUCCGGCCGUCUCCCCAACUGCCCUUUGAUGUUCACUCUUCUGAGUCAGGGACCAUGUCAGGCACGGCCCUGCUCCACCAGCACUGCCUCCUGUCCCCCACGCCCCCGCAGCAGGCAGACAGCUGGAAGCGGGGAAGGUGCUUCCUAAUUCAACCUGUGGCUCCUCGCCUUGGGAAGGGCACCGCAAGCAGCCUCGCGGCCGUGAGCAUCUCCUGAGCCUGCUGCAGGACUGCCCUGACCUCUAAUAAAAGUGUGUGCAACUCUG
Messenger RNA from Manis javanica (Malayan pangolin), 3247 nucleotides. It is a transcript of the gene UNC45A, whose product is annotated as unc-45 myosin chaperone A. Gene Ontology annotation, molecular function: Hsp90 protein binding. Lineage: Eukaryota; Metazoa; Chordata; Mammalia; Pholidota; Manidae. The record is from RefSeq and is a predicted model, not a curated record. Gene Ontology annotation, cellular component: cytoplasm.